Molecule: messenger RNA, 1699 nt
Organism: Lytechinus pictus (painted urchin)
Lineage: Eukaryota; Metazoa; Echinodermata; Echinoidea; Temnopleuroida; Toxopneustidae
Product: WD repeat-containing and planar cell polarity effector protein fritz homolog
Exons: 19
Coding region: 23-1699 (558 amino acids)
Biological process (GO): cilium organization; nervous system development; establishment of protein localization
Cellular component (GO): axonemal basal plate
Molecular function (GO): protein binding
Source: RefSeq, a predicted model, not a curated record
UGAAAACUUGAUUUACUUCAACAUGGCAGGGUGUCUGGUUGAGCUGUACAUCUGGUCAAUGAAAGGUGCUAUGGGAAUCAAAGAUGGAAACAUUGGAUGCCAUAGCUACUAUGACAAAGGAGACAUGGUUAACACUGGAUAUAUGGAUCAGAAGCAGCAGUAUUUUGAAAGUCGAGAUCAAGUUUGGACACCAAAGAACAGAAGGCCGGAUAAACUUAGGGAUCUUCUUAAAGAAGCGGAGGAAUUACUUGCCAGUCAUGAAAUAGUUGCUACACUAUGGAGAUCCCAGAAGAAUGUCCAGCUCCUUUUGAGUAACUGUGUGUUGCUUUCUAUACAAAUAGCCAGUCACAGUGGGGAUAUUGAUAGACUGGUCAUUGAUAAGAGUCUUCAAGGAAAGGUUCCUCCUUCUAUCACGCACGCUGUGAUGACAAGCAACUUUAUCAUGUGUUCAUGGAGCGACAAACCCAAAGCAGCGUUCAUUUUCUUUAGUAAGAAGACAAAUCCUUCAGGAGACUCUGCCAAGAAAAUAGAGAAGCUGUCCUCUUUAGAUCCCAAGCUGUCAUAUCUUGAUCUCCCUGGCCCAAAGAACAAGAAGUUGAAGAGAACACUAUCAGUCAAUACCACUCAGGAAUGGAUAUUAGCGUGGUGGGCCACUGCAUCUGAGACCUCCCUCCAGUGGGCCCCUCCUGUGGCAGCAGAGAAAGACAGAGCUAAUCUGUUUGUGUAUGCUGUCAAUGGAACCAAACUAGAAGAAAUUAGUUUUGUCAGGACAGAGAAUGAACCGUUUGCAGUUGAUUUCAGCUUGAACCAGCCAAGACACAUACAUACAUUGGAGGUUGCAGCAGGUCGAGCCAGCAUUGAUACCUGUAUCUAUGAGUGUUCAAGGAGUAGGAUACAAAGGGCUUCAGUGACAGCAAUACCUCUGAAAUCUCCAGUACUUACAUAUGGCAGAAAUCACAAUGAGGAUAAACUUGUACUGGGAUGUGCAGAUUGCAGAUUGGUUCUGUAUAAUGAAAGCAAGAGAGUUACACAGUUCAUUCAAACUGACUUGGUACCUCAAUUCAUCUCCUGGCAUCCUGGUGAUUCAGUGUUCGUUGUCGGGAGUACAGCAGGAAAAAUACAGUGUUUUGACAUGGCUCUGAAUACACUCUUCUUCUACUCAAUGUCCGAGCAGCUUGAACCCAAACCAGUUCUAUCCUUAACAACUCAUUUCAGACUCGAGAGCCAUAUUGUAGAUCUGUCAUGGGCAUCCUCAUCGUGUUCCUGGGACAGCAUUCCUGAUGCUCAGGACUCCAUGCUGAUUACUCUCAAUAGAGGACCACUUGUAUUGGUACAGAUGGGACUAGGGGUGAUGAGCCGAGGCAGUCUAGGGGCACAGCAGCUUACCCAGCUUUAUCUGGCCAAUGAUCAGAUUGAUGAAGCCACCCACUUGCUUUCUGCAUUGAACUGGAACACUGCAAGCAGUACUUGUUUUGGUUGUUUAUCAGCCAUAGUAAACCACCUCCUUCGUCUUCCGUUAAAUGCAGUCAGAGAAGCUGCCUUAGAGACAAGUCUUGGAUCCUUUUAUGCACCGCUCAGACCCUUAUCUGAGGUCAUCGUUAUCAAUUAUCGGGAUUCCGUCAGCCGUCUGGCUCGCAGGUUCUUUCAAUUUUUGCUCAGGUUAGAGAAAUUUAAAUGUCCCCAUUUUAUGCGUGAAUGA